AUGGACAUUCCUGGGAUUGAAACAGUUCCGAAAAAGGUGCCGGAUGGUAUCUUGGAGAAUAUACUCAUCAAUUGUGUACUGUUGAACGACCCACUUGGAAGGAUCGUACGGCUAGACUACCCCGCGCCAAAGUCCAGCUUUCCCUCCUUCCCCGCAAUUAGAGCUAGCAUGCUACUUUACGGCGAACACCGUGACACAAAACUCAUGCCCCCAAAGCGAGCUUGUGAUGCGUGUAUUUUGCGCAAGGUCAAGUGCAAUGGCGCCUGGCCCUGCGGUACCUGCCGCAAUGCUGUCAAGCGAGUCCCUUGUACCUAUCUGAAGCCUGUCCGUAAGCGAGGGCCCAAGACGCGACGGAUGGCCAGGAAGGACCAGGAUCUGGAUCUUAAUCUUGAUUCGUGGCCGAUUAUCCCAGGCUAUAUAGGUGAUCAACAAGGAGCUCAGCAAAAUGACCUGCCCAUCCUUCACGCGGAGUCGACCACAUUCCCUGAAACAGCCUGUACAUCUCGGCGCAUAUCGAAAGCUAUUCUCAGCCCUAUUGUGCAUCUCUAUCAACAGCAUUCCUAUAGUGUUUGGCCAGUUGUCAAUGCAGGUGCGCUGCUAGAAGGUCUUGAUGAUAUUGAGCCCGAAACGAUAGAGCAUGAUACCGCAAAAUUGGCCUGUCUUGCGACAGCACUCUCUGCCGCAACAAUGGCUCAGUUGCAUCUUGCCCCAGUAAAGGACGGCACUGCAACAGUGGACAGCACGGGAAUGGCUCAAGCCUGUUUGUCUAUUCGAAGCCGGUGCAGAAUCUACGAGGAGAAUGUUGAUUUGAGCAGUAUCCUGGUCUCGUUUUUCCUGCAUGUCUACCAUGCGAAGAUGAACCAAUGCUCGUUGGCGAUGAUGUACAUUCAGGAGGCAAUCAGAAGGGCGCAAACUCUGGGCCUUGAUGAAGAAUUGUCGAUCUCAACACUGGCCCUUAACUAUCUCCCCCAGGAUGAUUUCGUCGCAAAUAAGUAUCUUAUUUUUCCAUUGUUAUGGGUUUCAGAGAGAGGAUACGCUCUUCAUCUGGGGCUCUCUCCGUCCUAUAGAGAAACGCCGUCACUCAAAUUCUUCGAGCAGGGCACUCCUGCCGAUAUUCAUGUCCGGGGUCUCGUUGAUCUAGUGAAGUUGUUCAUUGCUUUCGACGAGAUCUCCAGACACCGGAAAUGCACAACUAAAGCUGGCCUCAUCACAAACUUGGUUGAAACGGAGAGCAAAUUAUCUUUGCUCUCUCUAGAAAUAGCAGACACCAUCUCCACUCGGACGGCAGAUUGUCAUAUCACGCGUGAAUGGAUGAGGACAAUCGUCUGGCAGGAGGCUUUAUCUCUUGGCUUGCUAUCUUCGGCAUCAUCCACGGAUGCCAUGACGUUUGGAUUCCCUGCCAAGGUUGGACAUAAUCUCCUUCAAUCCUUAAGAUUAUUUACCGAAGAGGAUUUGCUGCCGCUAGGACGGGAUCAGCUGUUGAAAUGCUUUGAAGUAGCAAAUUCCCUAGCAGAUACCAUUCUACUCUCAUUACCUAGUUAUCAAACUCAUUUUGAGUUAGGGCCUCCUGACUUCCUUCAUGCGUUGUAUCAGAAACUUCUGCCGUUCUUAGCGCAGGAUCCUAUGCUGGAUUCCAUUCUUCGGAGCAAGACAGCAGAAAUUCUCAUCAUGGCUCCAGCUCGCCUGCUGACGGUUCAGGCCAGCGAUAUUGACUUACAGGCAGGGCGACGCGGGCAGGCUGGCGCCACAUCAGUUGCUUCGAGCCUCACUUCUCACAACCUUUUGAGAUGA
This is a messenger RNA of Penicillium canariense, 1791 nucleotides long. RefSeq names its product putative C6 transcription factor. The record is from RefSeq and is a predicted model, not a curated record. Bases 1 to 1791 code for a protein of 596 amino acids. Lineage: Eukaryota; Fungi; Ascomycota; Eurotiomycetes; Eurotiales; Aspergillaceae. Gene Ontology annotation, biological process: regulation of DNA-templated transcription. The transcript has 5 exons. Gene Ontology annotation, molecular function: zinc ion binding; DNA-binding transcription factor activity, RNA polymerase II-specific.